AACGACUUACAGUAUAGCGACAAAGUUGGUCACAGAAACCAAUGCACCAAUUUGCUUUACGAGUGAACAUUAGUCAUGAACAAAAAGCUCUAUACAUUCCAGAUUAAACUUUUACAUUCUUUACAUCCAGUUCUCGAGGAAUUGAAUUGGCAAGCUUGACCAAGCCACUCGAAAUUGCCCCUCGUUUACCCCGCCAAAACGAAGCUGGAGCUUCGCGAGCUAAAUAUUUACAUCCUCUCCCACAACAACUCCUCAUUUUCUAAUAGUUCUUCAAAUACACGCACAAAAACAUGUCAGGACAUUGCCAUGACGAGCAUUCGGGUCACGAUCACGGCCAUGACCAUGCUGAACACGACCACACAGACGACAUAACUCCCGCACUCCAAUACUCGCUCUACCAACACAUCAACUUCGACGACAUAACCACCCUCAAUGAGAGCGAAGCUCACUCUGGCAAAGCUAUCGUCAAGAAGACGUGGACCGAGCGUCUUGAAAUGGAGCCCGAGCUAGAGAGCGACGCUGAUGAGCAGCUAUUGAUGCAUAUUCCCUUCACAGGCCAAGUAAAGCUCCAUUCAAUAAUGAUCCGCACCUCACCCGACGACUCUGCACCUUGCACACUAAAGGUCUUCAUCAACCGCGACGAUCUCGACUUCUCCACCGCCAGCGAUUUGUCUGCUACACAAGAGUUCCAGCUUUCGCAAACGUCGGAAAUUCAAGAUAUCCCGGUGAAGAGAGCGCUUUUUGGGAAGGUGCAGAGCUUGACGUUGUUUGUGUUUGAUAAUUAUGGGGAGGAUACGACGAGAAUUAGUUAUUUGGGGUUUAAGGGCGAUUGGAUGCAGCUUGGGAGAGCGCCGACGAAUAUUUUGUACGAGGCGGCGGCGAAUCCGAAUGAUCAUACCAUUAAAGGGACUUCGAUUAAUCAGAUGGGAAGUAGUCUCGGGGGAAGGGAUGGGAUGUAAGGGGGAUGUGGAAGUUGUUAAUGGAAACAGGGACAAUAUGCAUUAAUUGUGAGCGCAAAAGUCUCCGGAGCGGAUGAAAUAAAAAAGUUAAGGAUACCAAGCUCAAGAUGUCAACUUGGCAUCUUGAAGCUAAGCAUUGGAUUCACCGAAUAUUACUAGACGAUGAAUGGAACACUGCAUUAUUAUGGACUUGAUAACAUUUACAUGAAAUC
This is a messenger RNA of Mollisia scopiformis, 1171 nucleotides long. RefSeq names its product DUF1000-domain-containing protein. Gene Ontology annotation, cellular component: nucleus. Lineage: Eukaryota; Fungi; Ascomycota; Leotiomycetes; Helotiales; Mollisiaceae. The transcript has 3 exons. The record is from RefSeq and is a predicted model, not a curated record. Bases 291 to 959 code for a protein of 222 amino acids.